Messenger RNA from Pochonia chlamydosporia 170, 2097 nucleotides. RefSeq names its product translocation complex component. Gene Ontology annotation, biological process: SRP-dependent cotranslational protein targeting to membrane; post-translational protein targeting to endoplasmic reticulum membrane. Lineage: Eukaryota; Fungi; Ascomycota; Sordariomycetes; Hypocreales; Clavicipitaceae. The transcript is spliced from 4 exons. Gene Ontology annotation, molecular function: RNA binding; transmembrane protein transporter activity. Gene Ontology annotation, cellular component: Sec62/Sec63 complex. The record is from RefSeq and is a predicted model, not a curated record. Bases 1 to 2097 code for a protein of 698 amino acids.
AUGAGUUCCGACUACUCAUACGAUGACCAGGCCCAAUUCUUCCCCUUCUUCAUCCUCACAUUGACCGGCCUGGUCACUUUACCGAUCACAUACAACUUGUUGCAGUCUAGCACAGACGAUUCUCACCUCGCUCCCCGCAUCAAGACCGACUACAAGAUUCAACAUGGCGGCGUGGUGGAGUCACUACGGGCGGCACAGAAGAGGAAGCAGCGCAAAAUCAAGAGGACACUUGUCGCAGUGGCCGGUUGGGGUCUGAUGGGACUCAUGGCAUAUCUGAUCAUGACGACGAACCCUGUUGAGAGCAAAAUUUGGAACCCCUAUGAUAUUCUGGGUAUUUCAGAUUCCGCCACAGAAAAGCAAAUAAAAUCCCACUACAAGCGCCUGUCCGUCAAGUUCCACCCUGACAAGGUCCGACCUGAUGCUUCCAAGAACGAGACUGUCGAGUCUCUCAAUGACCACUACGUCGAGCUCACCAAGGCUUACCAAGCCCUGACCGAUGAGGAGAUCCGCAACAACUAUAUUCAGUAUGGCCACCCCGACGGCAAGCAGAGCUUCAGUAUUGGAAUCGCUCUACCCAAGUUCAUUGUUUCCGACGGCAAUGGAAAAUAUCUCGUCGUUCUGUAUACUGGUCUUCUCGGAGUGCUGUUGCCGUAUUUGGUUGGCUCAUGGUGGUACGGCACCAAGAAGCGUUCCAAGGAGGGUGUCCUCAUGGAGAGCGCCAACAACCUGUUCCGCCACUACGAUGAGGACAUGGAUGAGUCUGGAAUCAUCUCGGCUCUGAGUGCUGGUAAGGAAUUUGACAGCGUUCUGAAGGGUGACCAGGCCGAGUCUGGGCUGUCCAAGAUUGAGUCGCGAAUCUCUGCUGAGGGUGAGGCAUCGCCUUUUGCUUGUGGGUUCUCUGUUAAGGAUAGGGACAGGCUGGAGGAUCUUGAGAGUGGUGUUCGUCGCAAGGUCUUGGGCCUGCUGUGGGCUUACCUCGGCCGUGUUGAGCUCGACGACCCUGCCCUGACCAAGGCCAAGUACGACAUUGCUCCUAUUGCUCGCUCUCUGAACCAGUCCUUCGCUGCCAUUGCUCUCGCCUUUGGCAAUAUCGGUCCCAUUUCUGGUUCUUUCCUCGCUAGCCAACACAUUGUUCAGGCCCUCUCGCCAAAGUCAUCCCCUCUUCUGCAACUCCCUCAUUUCAACCCCAAGAUCGCCACGGCUGUUGAGGGUGACUCCAAGACACACAUGACUGUACAACAAUUCAUGGAUCUCCCUGACGCCCAAAGACGGCAAUUGGCUGUUGGCAAGGGUCUCCUGUCCGAGCAGCAGUAUAAGACUGCCGUUAGCGUCGGCAAGCAGCUCCCUUUCCUGCGAGUUUCCAAGGCUUUCUUCAAGGUGACUGGUGAGCGAUGCAUCAUUCCUUCGUCCCUGGUUACCCUUGUCAUCAAGGGUCGUUUUAUCCCCCCUGGUACUGAAAACGUUCCCGCCGUCAAUGAGUUGGAUCUUGAAGAUGUCGACCCGGCUGAGGAUGAUCUCGAUGCCCUCAUGGGCCGCAAGAAGAAGACCAUUGCCGGACCUGACGGCAAGCCAAUUUCAGUUGAAGAGCAGAGUAUUCUGCCCCCUCUGGCUUUCGCUCCCCACUACGCCCGCGACCUCACUCCCAAAUGGUAUGCCUUCCUGAGCGACUCCAAACAGGGCAAGAUGGCUGUCCCGCCCUUCACGUUUGACCGAUUCGACGAACCCAUCUUUGAUGAGCAAGGCAAGCCCACGUUCAACAUGCAGACUCUCAAGGCACAAUUCGCCGCUCCCCCUCAGGCCGGUCACUACACUUUUGUCAUGCAUGUAGUCUGCGAUUCGUACGUUGGAUUCGAUACCAAGAUGGAGGUGACUCUGGUCGUCGAAGAGACCGCCAAGGCGGCCGAGAUGGAAGCUGAAGAUGACAUUUCUGAGCCCGAUGAGGAUUCAAUUGCUGGCCAAAUGCACGCUCUUAAGACUGGCCAAGCACCGCCGCGACCCAGACGGAGAGACGAUGAUGAUUCAGAUGAUGAGAGUGGCACUGAGGAGGAGGAGGAUGACACUAGCGAUACAGACACUGAUACCGAGGACGAGUCAUAG